Molecule: messenger RNA, 736 nt
Organism: Paramecium primaurelia
Lineage: Eukaryota; Ciliophora; Oligohymenophorea; Peniculida; Parameciidae
Source: the annotation of a GenBank genome assembly
AUGGACGCAGACAUAUUUAGAGAAAUGUUUCCUUAAGAUUAUAUCAAAAGAUUUUUGGAAAAAAAUGUUAGAAUAGAUGGGAGACAAUUCAAAUAACCUAGAUAGAUUAUUAUUGAAUUUGGAGAAGGAUUUACUAAUUAUUAAUAUGCAGAUUGCUUUAUUUCAAUCAAACAUAUUAUUCGAGAGAUAGAAUCAAAGGAAGUAGAUCUAAAUUAGUGCAUCAGUAUUAGUAUGUAAUGAGACUAAGGAUUAUCAAUUAUUAUGGAUAAUCAAGAAGAUUUAAGUAAUAUAGAUAAAGUUAGAAUUGAAAAACACUUCUUAAGUUAAAUUCAAGAUGUUGUGAUUCAGAUUGUGGAUCCUUAGAGAUUGAGAACUUUAAAUGAUAAAGUUAAAUAAAUUGAAUUAUAUAUCAGAGUAGCUGGUGGUGAUGGAUCAUUAUUGUCCCAUUUAAUAAAUUGUGUUUCCUCUUCUCUAUAAUAAAGUAAAUUUAAUAAAUUAAAAAAUAUUAGUAAAGCAUUUCGAAACUCAAAAUUCUAUAAUUUAUAAGGAAAUCAAAUGUUAAACAUUUGCUGUAUUUGAAGACUAAAUUCUUGUGGAUCCAUCUGAUUUUGAGGAAAAGAAUUCUUCAAUUAUUACUGUGAUACAUAUUUUAGGUGAUGAACAAUUUAUUUUAAAGAAGUAUGAUGGCAAAUCAAUGAAUUAUAAUUUAAUAUAAUAAAUUAUUUAAUUAUUAUGA